AUGUCUACUCUCCUGGAAAACAUCACUGCCAUCAUCAAACUAUUUCACGAAUAUUCAAAAACAGAUAAGGAGACUGACACACUGAGUGCAAAAGAGCUGAAGGAACUUCUGGAAGCAGAGUUUCAGCCAAUCCUGAAGAAUCCAGAUGACCCAGAUACUGCUGAUGUUUUCAUGCAUAUCCUUGAUGUAGAUCACAACAAUAAAAUAGACUUUACAGAGUUUUUCCUGAUGGUAUUCAAGUUGGCUCAAGCAUAUUAUUAUACCCAGAGACCGAAUUUCAAGACAUUAGGGAAAAAGCAGGAAAAGUAUAGAUACCAUUAUGAAGAUGAUACAGAAGAAGAGGGGAAUAUGAAGGAAAAGAAGAACGUGGUUACGAAAAUAAAAGUAGAGGAUGUGAAAAAUGGAUAG
Lipotes vexillifer (Yangtze River dolphin) is the source of this 408-nucleotide messenger RNA. Its product is annotated as filaggrin-like. Lineage: Eukaryota; Metazoa; Chordata; Mammalia; Artiodactyla; Lipotidae. The record is from RefSeq and is a predicted model, not a curated record. Gene Ontology annotation, biological process: establishment of skin barrier. Gene Ontology annotation, cellular component: cornified envelope; keratohyalin granule. The transcript is spliced from 3 exons. Bases 1 to 408 code for a protein of 135 amino acids. Gene Ontology annotation, molecular function: transition metal ion binding; calcium ion binding.